AUGGGAUCAACACAGUUCGGCAACUUUUUCAACUUCUGCCGAGACUCAACACUGCCGGUCUGCAAUGUGCUCUCCGAUGACCAUAGUCAAUCAGGACCAUGGGGCGGCUGCGAGUUGACGGGAAUCUCUUUGAGCGGAGGUCGCAAGCUGGGAAACCUUGGUUCUAUCCUCCUUGCAGCCUUUGCCAUCAUUGCAUCUAUCUAUCUCUUGCUGCGGUCAGAGCGCAAGAAGGCUGCAGUAGGUCGGAGGGAAAUGCAGCUGUUCCUCGCCAGCUUCAUCGUCAUUGAAUUAUGCGAAAUCUUCACUGUCGGAGAAUUUCCUUUGGCGGAAAAUGUUCGCAUUGCCUUCACCGGAAUCCACAUCGGCAUGAUCAUUGCAUCGACAUGGAUCCUGAUGCUCAACGCCGUCGUCGGGUACCAGAUUGUUGACGACGGAACACCGUUGUCAAUAGGCUUGAUUGUCGCCUCUGCUGCUAUUCUCCUAGGUGGCACUCUAUACGUUACUCUUGAUACCGGAUUUCAAUGGACCAACUACUGGGACUCAUCGUACCAACCGCCAAACCGCCACAUCGCUCUGUACGUCUUGUACCAGUUGGUCCCGCUGAUCUUUUUGGUCGCCUUCUUCGUCCUCGAGACUAUUCUCGUCGUCCGUGUUCUGGGCGAAAUGCGACCGAUGCUUUAUCUCACCGCCGCUCUGCUCCUCUUUGCCAUUGGACAAAUCUUUAACUACGUUGUAAGCUCCCAUAUCUGCAACGGUACCAACGGUGCAGUUGAUGGGGCCCUCUUCCAGACCCUGUUCACGCUUCUCGCGGUCGUCGCGGUAUGGAUCUUUUGGUCAAGCAUCACAGAGGACGAUUGGCCUAUGCCUGUCGGAAACAACUUCCCCUAG
Molecule: messenger RNA, 888 nt
Organism: Colletotrichum higginsianum IMI 349063
Lineage: Eukaryota; Fungi; Ascomycota; Sordariomycetes; Glomerellales; Glomerellaceae
Product: Chitin synthase export chaperone
Exons: 5
Coding region: 1-888 (295 amino acids)
Biological process (GO): protein folding
Cellular component (GO): endoplasmic reticulum membrane
Source: RefSeq, a predicted model, not a curated record